GUGGUUGGAGGAAAGAUGAUGGAUUCUGGUCGACUUUGUGCUUUCAUCACUAAAGUGAAGAGAGGAAGUCUAGCAGAUACUGUUGGUCACCUUCGACCAGGAGAUCAGGUUCUUGAAUGGAAUGGGAGGGUCCUACAAGGAGCAACAUUCAAGGAAGUUUAUAAUGUCAUUCUAGAAUCCAAGCCAGACCCCCAAGUGGAGCUGGUUGUGUCCCGUCCCAUACGAGAUUUUCCCAGUAUCUCAGAGAGCACACAUGGACAACUGGAAUCAAGUUCGAGUUUAUUUGAAUCCCAGAAGAUGGGUCGAGCGAUAUCCGUCACGUCCCCCAUGAGUCCCGGGAUGCUCCGCUACUCCCCACAGUGCCUGUCUGGACACGUCUCAGUCAAACUGUGGUACGACAAGGUGGGUCACCAGCUCAUAGUCACCAUCCUGGGAGCUAAAGAAUUUCCUUCCAGGGAAGACGGCCGGCCCAGGAACCCCUAUGUUAAAAUAUACCUCCUCCCCGACAGAAGUGACAAAAGCAAAAGGAGAACGAAAACUGUGAAGAAGUCCCUGGAGCCUAAAUGGAACCAGACGUUCAUGUACAUGCCUGUCCACUGGAGGGAGUUUAGAGAGCGCAUGCUGGAGAUCACUCUGUGGGACCAGGCCAGGGUCAGAGAGGAUGAGAGUGAAUUCAUGGGAGGGAUCCUCAUAAACCUGGAGACAGCCCUGAUGGACGACACAGCCCACUGGUACAAGUUGCAAACCCACGAUGUAUCCUUCCUGGCAAUGCCCAACCCCUCACCCUACACGCAGAGGAAACUGCUGCCGGGAGAGAGCCCCACUAGAAGGUUACAGAUGUCCCAGAGAAUUAUUGACAGUGAGUUCUCUGAUUUUGACUGCGAGGACGGGAUCGGUGUCAUAGCAGACUACAGACACAACGGCAGGGACUUCCAGAGCUCCACGCUGUCUGUUCCAGAACAGGUCAUGUCCUCCAACUACACCUCCCACUCUGACAUGGCCAGGACCUGGUCACGGUCGCCAAGUCUUCCCCCUCCACAGAGUCGGAGUUUGGACCACGGCAUGCGAGGGGGACCGCUUUCUUUUAGCUCAGGUCGGAUGGACCGGCAUCGCUUGUCUGAAGACUGCUACUCACCAGACAGAGAUAGGUAGGAGAUGAACACUUACUUGGUCCAAACCAGCACAACCGGUUCCCCAGUGUCUCAUCAAAGAGGACGACAGUUACCCAACGUCCCACCCAAGGGCUCGCUGGAUCGAA
This is a messenger RNA of Salvelinus namaycush (lake trout), 1258 nucleotides long. Its product is annotated as regulating synaptic membrane exocytosis protein 2. Gene Ontology annotation, biological process: regulation of membrane potential; regulation of synaptic plasticity; calcium ion-regulated exocytosis of neurotransmitter. The record is from RefSeq and is a predicted model, not a curated record. Gene Ontology annotation, cellular component: cytoskeleton of presynaptic active zone; presynaptic membrane. The transcript has 12 exons. Lineage: Eukaryota; Metazoa; Chordata; Actinopteri; Salmoniformes; Salmonidae. The annotation marks the transcript as partial. Gene Ontology annotation, molecular function: transmembrane transporter binding; small GTPase binding.